CAUGAGGAGUCCCUGUUCUUACCCAGACCCGAUGCAAAGGAGAGGUGGUUAGAGACCCAGGUUCCAGCUCUAGGACCAGCUGCCUCUGAGCCAUCUCUGCUUGCUGCAGGCAGCAACAUAGGAAGAGCCAGAACCGCAGAUCUGCUGGCUAGUUGAUGAUGAUUUAGAGAAAGCUCAGAAGGAGAAGCUGAAGCCAGAGAGGUCCCUGUGACAAUGGCUGUCACAGACCCAGCCACUUCUGAAAUCCGAGGGAGUACCGGUAAGGCCAGCACGCUGCAGAAAACCCUCAGCACCCUGGACAGAGAUCAAGACCAGGGCAGCAGCAACUUUGCUGGGUUCGCGGGACUCCUUGCCAUCCUCCUCAUCAUAGUGAUUUUCUGCAUCCUGUGGAACUGGAAUAAAUGGAAGAAGUGGCAUGUUCCCUACUUCCGAGUUACCAACACGCCGCUGCUGACUCUGCCUCGACCCAGGCAACGACCCAAAAAUAUUUAUGACCUCUUGCCCCAGAGGCGAGAAGAGCUGGAGAGACAUCAGUCAAGGAGUAUCCGUGUUUUCAGUACUGAGAGCCUCCUUUCCAGAAAUUCUGACAGCCCUCCUUCUGAAUAUAUGCCUUCCCAAGCAGGCAGUGACCUCCGGAUGCACAGAGCCCGUACUCAUGCCACGGACUACGCGGUGGGCAUCUAUAACAAUGCCGUGGGGCCUCAGCUGUGUGGGAGCUUCACUCCCUCAGCACUCUAUGUCAAUGUCAGAGCAACCAGAGACUGCCCGAGUAUUUCUUCAGAGGAUUCGAGAGAUUACGUCAAUGUUCCCACAGCAGAAGAGAUUGCCAAGACUCUAGCUUCUAUCACCAGCUCCCCCAGGAGCCUCUUUGUCCUCCCAAGUGCCCAGGGGUCAGAGUUUACCAAGGAAAAGGACAAAGAUGCUGGGAAUUCCAAUGACUGCCCCUGUUUUUGGUCUCCAGAAACCAGGAGCAAUGAUCCACUAAGCGAUGGGGAAGGUUCUCAGACCUCAAAUGACUAUGUCAACAUGGCAGGGUUGGAUAUUGAGGACACCCAGGGGAAACAGCCCUGCGUGGCUUUUCCAUGCUGCAGAGAUUAUGAGAAUGUCCCAUCAGCGGAUCCCAAUGGGAGCCAGCCACAGGCAGAGGGAGAAAGGACAUCCUCAAACACAGAUCAUGUUGAGGGCAGGACAGAAGGUCCAGGGACCCGUAUCCAGGUCGUCUUGCGAUCAGGGAGCCGCCCGGCUUUAGGGGAUUCUGUGGCCCACCAGCUCUCUGCGCAGAGUGGAAACAGUCAGAUGAAACAUGGAGAAGAGAUGUCAAAAGAGGACUCUAAUGAUUAUGAGAACAUGCUAACCGCCAAGUUAGGAGGCAGGGACUCAGGGGCAACUCAGGGAGCAGGGGCAGACACACAGCUCCUUCCAGAAGAACUGAGACCCAGCCACCCAGCUGGAAAGCCACAGGGAGUAGUCUAUCCUUCCAUAUCCAUGGCCAUUACAGGGUCUACUGCAGACCCUUGACCAUUACUGUAUUUCAGUGAAUUCAUUUGGGUAGGCCAAAAUUAGGCAGAGAUGAGUAGGGUUCUAAGACACUCACAAAAGCUGUGGUACAUGACUCUCUGCAGUUGUCAAAACACAGAAAUUACACAGCAUAGAGUAUCUUUUAUUGUAUGCAAAAUUUUAAACACAAAUCAGCGGUCAAGGGAACUGAUGAUGGAAUGCAUGUUGGGAAAAGUAAUCUAACUGUAUUACAAAUAUAUGACAUAACCUUAUUGAAGGAGACAGCAGUAGGGACGGAGAUGGCCUAAUUUACUUUGGAAAACAAUGUCUUUACUUGAAACUGUAAGAUAAAGACACAAACAACUGUACACAAACACUGCAGUCUAGUUGGCAAAUUUGUUUCUCACAGGAUAGCCACAUAUCUCAUAGAUUAGCAAUUCUGAAACUACUUGAAAUGUAUACUAGGGAUGAACAAGUAAGUAAAUAUAUUAUAGGUAAGGAAGGGCAGGUUUCUUAGUGCCAGAGAAAAAAGAGGUGACAAAUGAGCAAAUAGGAAAGUCUACAGUGAGCUCCGUGGUGCUGGGUUAGAACUGGAGGUGCAUUUUGAACCAUGUUAAUUUUAAUAUAUAUGAAUAGAUACAAAAAUAAAUAUACAUAUAUGUGUACACAUAGGCUAGUAUACAUACAUUUCCUAGGUCUGUCCGCUAGAGAACCUGGAAAUUAUGACACCCAGUAGCCAUGAACACACUUAGCACUCAGAUCUUAGUUUCUAAAUAUCACUUUCCAAUAAAAGGAACCAGAGCUCUUUUGAGAAAUGGCUGGUUCUAGGAUUGGGGCAGGGAUAACACAGGAUGAGCUUGACCAUCUUGUAGAAAAGAAGAGAAAAAGAGGGGGACAGGGAAAGAAAAAGACAAGAAAAGAUGAGCGCAUAUCAAAAGGCGCCAAGUGGAAGGGCCCCCAAAGGCAAAGCUAGAAUAAUUUAAGCAAUAAAAAUAAAUAAUUAUGAUAUAAAUUUAUAAAAAAACAAAAUAAAUAUCCUUACCACUGGUCAAACAAAUAAAUAAAAUGAAGAAAAGGGAUAAGUCUUCCUUAUAGAUGAAUUCCAAAUGAUAAAUGUAGAAGAAAUGAGGGGGAAAAUAAAUCAUUAUUAAGACACCACAGAACAAUUGCUGUGGGCAAGUCCUGAUGAGUGUUAAAAUUAAUGGGUGAUGCUUGAAGGAGAAAUAAGAUAGUUGCUUAGCCUCAGAGAAUCUCCCCCACCUAAAUAUUUAUUCAUAAUUGUGGUAGUUGUAACACAUGUUCCAAACAAGUUAUUUGAUACAUCCGCUGGAACUUAAAUCCCCUCCACUUCAGUGUGGGCUGAAUUUAGUGACUUCUAAGAAACAGAAUGUGGAAAGGGAGGAAGAAUAAAUUUAGAGCGGAGAAACUUGGCAGAUACCACCUUGCCCAAAUGCCCAUGGUUAACUCACCGGUAAGAAGUCACGCUGCUAUAUGAUCAAGGAUAGAUACUUCACCUCCGUGGUAUUCUUCCCCCAAAUCUACAACCUCAUUCGUGUCAUGAGAAAAAAAAACAAAAACAAAACAGAAAACCCAAAUUGUAUGACAUUCUACAAAUACCUGCCUGGAAUUCUUAAAAGUGUUAAAAUCAUGAAAGAUAAGGAAAGACUGAGAAACGGUCACAGAUUGGAGGACUCUAAAGGGACGUGAGGACUACAGACAGCCUGGUAGCUUCGACUGGACCCUGGCACAGAAAAAGGACGUGAGUAGGGAAAAAAUGGUAAAGUUCAAAAAGUCCGUAUUUUAGCUAGUAGUAUUAUCUCAGUGUUAGUUUCUUAGUUUUGGUAAAUGUGUUGUGGUUAUGCACGAUGUUAACAUUAGGGGAAGCUGGGGGAAGGGUCUACAGAAACCCUGUUACUCUCUUUGUAACUCUUCUGUAAAUUGUUUCAAAAUAAAAAAUAAUUUUAAAGCAUGGUUAAAGGUGGGAGUGAAGCCAUCCAGGCUCAUCUCACUUAAACAAG
Manis pentadactyla (Chinese pangolin) is the source of this 3515-nucleotide messenger RNA. It is a transcript of the gene LAX1, whose product is annotated as lymphocyte transmembrane adaptor 1. Lineage: Eukaryota; Metazoa; Chordata; Mammalia; Pholidota; Manidae. The record is from RefSeq and is a predicted model, not a curated record. Gene Ontology annotation, cellular component: plasma membrane. Gene Ontology annotation, biological process: lymphocyte activation; antigen receptor-mediated signaling pathway; immune response.